Messenger RNA from Orycteropus afer afer, 1500 nucleotides. RefSeq names its product tripartite motif-containing protein 43B-like. The transcript is spliced from 7 exons. Bases 1 to 1500 code for a protein of 499 amino acids. Gene Ontology annotation, molecular function: protein binding; zinc ion binding. Lineage: Eukaryota; Metazoa; Chordata; Mammalia; Tubulidentata; Orycteropodidae. The record is from RefSeq and is a predicted model, not a curated record.
AUGGCUUCUUCGGAACCGAGCUUGGGGCACCCGCUGCCGUCGCGAGCCUCCGGACUGCGAAGGAACAGACAGAGCGUACCCGGGGACUCUGGGAGCGCACAAGUUGCAGGGCUGGGGCGGGCUGGCCACAGCCCCUGGCCUGCCUCAGAGCUCCGCCUCCGCCCUCCCAAUCUGCCCGGGAAAAUGGAUUCCACGUUACAGAAGGAACUCACCUGUGUCAUCUGCUUAAGCUACUUUACAGACCCGGUCACCAUAGGUUGUGGGCACAGCUUCUGCAGGGCGUGUCUCUGCCUUUCCUGGGGAGAAGGAAAAACUCCUGCCUCUUGCCCUGUGUGCAGAGAAAUAUCCGAGCAGACAGAGUUCAAAACCAAUAUUGUUGUGAAGAAUCUAGUGUCCCUUGCCAGACAAGCCAGUCUCUCACAAUGCCUGAACUCUGAUGAACAGAUGUGUGGGGCACAUAAGGAGACAAAGACCAUCUUCUGCAACGAAAACAAGCAGUUGCUCUGUUUGCUCUGUUCUAAAUCUCAGGGGCACAAGACUCACAGGCAUUGUUCCAUAGGAUGUGCUGUUGAGGAAUACCGGGAGAAACUGUUAAAGCAAAUUAAAUCAUUGUGGGAAAAGAUCCAAGAAAAUCAGGAAAAUCUGAAUAUGGAGACUAAGAAAUCUAUGUCCUUACAGAAUUUUGUGUUCCUGUGGACAUACAUAAUCAGUUCUGAGUAUCAGAAGUUGCACCCAGCUCUCUGUGAGGAAGAAAAGCAACAUUUAGAGGGACUGGAAAGUGAAGGCAAAAGUAUUUUCCAACAACUCAAGAAAAGUGAAGCCACAAUGGUUCAAAAGGGGAAGCAUCUAAGAGAAAUGUAUGAAGAGCUGAUAAAUAUGUGCCAUAAACCAGAUGUGGAACUACUUCAGGAUUUGGAAGACUUAUUGACAAGGAGUGAGUCCAUGCAACUGCACAUGCCCCAGCCUGUGAACCUAGCACUCAGUGCAAGGCCCAUCACUGGACUGAUUGACAGGUUCAACCAAUUCCGAGUGGAAGUUUCCUUCAAUUAUGAAAUGAUCAAUCAGAAUAUCAUGCUGUUUGAUGCUGUGAAAAGACGGAAGUUUAGACAUGGAAGAUCUAACUACUUGGUUGCAUGGGGAACCCAGGCUUUCACCUCUGGAAAACAUUACUGGGAAAUAGAAGUGGACUACUCUUGGGAUUGGGCUGUAGGGCUAUGUAGCAAGGAUUCUUGGAUAAGAAAGAACUAUUCAGUGAUCAAGUCUCAGGACAUAUUUCUUCUUUUAUGCUUGAAGGAGGGUAGUCGUUACAAUCCUUUGACUACCUCUCCAAUAAUUUUUCAUUGUGUAGAGAAACCUGUGGGGCGGGUUGGUGUCUUUGUUGAUUUUGACAAACAAAGUGUGAGUUUUGUUAAUGUUGCCAAAAGUUCCCUCAUAUGGAGGUACCCGGCUUGCUCCUUCAGUUACCCACUCAGGCCAUUCUUUUGCACUGACCAAACAUGA